CGCGAGUCGUCUUCCUCGCAGAGCCGCAGCCAAUUUGCAGACUCGCAAAAUUUCUUCCGGUUCAGAGGUUCCAGAUCUGGCGCUCCUUGCUCCGCCUUGCAACGCCUCCUCACGCCUUCCCCACGCUAAACGUGCAACUCGCGAAACAGCCGACCGCCUCGGGGCGUUUUCCUGCCGCCUCGCUCCGACGCGCGCGAAGGCAUGCCUUUGAAAACACUGUUUUACCCUGCUCUAUUGGGGAGAAGCUCAAUCUGAUUCUUUUUGGGAGGGAACAAAUGGGGCUUCUCAGCAUCAUUCGAAAAAUUAAAAGGAAAGAAAAAGAAAUUCGUAUACUCAUGGUUGGGCUUGACAAUUCCGGCAAGACUACCAUUGUGCUCAGGAUUAAUGGAGAGGACACCAGUGUUGUCAGUCCCACACUCGGCUUCAACAUCAAGACCAUCACUUACCAAAAGUAUACCCUUAAUAUAUGGGAUGUCGGGGGACAGAAAACAAUAAGAUCUUACUGGAGAAACUAUUUUGAGCAAACUGAUGGUCUGGUAUGGGUAGUUGACAGUUCAGAUCUUAGAAGGUUAGAUGACUGCAAAAUGGAACUUGAUAAUCUUUUGAAGGAAGAGAGGCUAUCUGGAUCAUCCUUAUUGAUACUAGCAAAUAAACAGGACAUAAAAGGUGCCCUUACUCCAGAAGAAAUUGCUAAGGUUUUGAACUUGGAGGCGAUGGAUAAAACUCGGCAUUGGGAAAUUGUUGGCUGCAGUGCAUACACGGGAGAUGGACUGCUUGAGGGAUUUGAUUGGUUGGUCCAAGAUAUUGCCUCUCGGAUCUAUGUGCUGGACUAAUGCCUAUCUUGAGUAUUUUAUUUUUGGUUGUGUUUUGAGUGAUUUUUCAUUGAGGUGGACAGUUAUCUUGGUAUUUAUGGAAGCUGAAUGGAACUUUAAGAGUUUGAAGCAAACUUUGCUGUUAAAAGUGAGAGGGAAAAUGCAUCGUUGUAGUUGUAGGCCUUGUGUAGAUAAUCAAAUAUUUUAAAAAUACACUAGCACUCUCUUUCUUUUCCUACAAUCAUUCAUACAUGGUGGAAGAUUACCCGCAUUUGGUUGGUCUUAAGCAAAA
This is a messenger RNA of Prunus avium (sweet cherry), 1104 nucleotides long. RefSeq names its product ADP-ribosylation factor family protein (gene TTN5). The record is from RefSeq and is a predicted model, not a curated record. Gene Ontology annotation, molecular function: GTPase activity; GTP binding. NCBI's taxonomy places the organism in Eukaryota, Viridiplantae, Streptophyta, Magnoliopsida, Rosales, Rosaceae.